Molecule: messenger RNA, 1608 nt
Organism: Nannizzia gypsea CBS 118893
Lineage: Eukaryota; Fungi; Ascomycota; Eurotiomycetes; Onygenales; Arthrodermataceae
Exons: 2
Coding region: 1-1608 (535 amino acids)
Biological process (GO): prenylcysteine catabolic process; prenylated protein catabolic process
Molecular function (GO): prenylcysteine oxidase activity
Source: RefSeq, a predicted model, not a curated record
AUGCAUACCCUUCGUUUUACCCUUGUUCUGUACGUCCUCUUGUUGGCAGGCUUUGUGCUGUCACAGGAGGUGCAGCAACCUCUGGCAGCCGAUGCACCAGCAACCCCGAAAGCACCGAAAAGGGUUGCAAUAAUCGGUGCCGGAUCUGGCGGUUCGUCUGCUGCUUAUUAUCUCCGAACUUACGCCGAUUAUUAUUCCGUUCCCGUAAACAUCACGAUAUUCGAACGCGAAGCUUAUGUUGGCGGAAGGUCCACCACCGUCGAUGUGUUUGGUGAUCCAUCCCUGCCAAUAGAGCUAGGAGCAUCAAUAUUCGUCGAGGUGAAUAGAAAUCUCAUGAAAGCGGCAAAGAGUUUUAACCUUAAAAUACAAAAUGCCGGCGGUGUUCGGCCCAAAGAAGCAACUGACGACCUGGGUGUGUGGGAUGGAAGCAAGUUCGUAUUUCAGCAGAGAGAAGGCAAUUACAGAUGGUGGAAUAUAGUGCAGCUUCUGUGGAAGUAUGGAUGGGCUCCAAUGCGAACUCAGGACUUGAUGAAGUCUACCAUCGGCAAUUUUUUGAAACUAUACAGAUACCCACUAUUUCCAUGGAAGAACCUUUCCGAGGCUGCACGGAGUAGUGGCCUGGUUGAGGCAACUUGGGCUACGGGAGCAGAGUUCUUGAAGCAAAACCACAUAUCGGAGCCAUUCUCUCGAGAGAUUAUCCAGGCAAGUACUCGCGUGAACUAUGGCCAAAAUCUUCCCCUCAUACAUGGACUGGAGACCAUGGUCUGUAUGGCAGCUGAAGGGGCAGUUUCCAUCAAGGGCGGAAACUGGCAGAUAUUCAGCGGCAUGGUGGGAGCAUCCAAGGCUGUCUUGAAACUUGAGUCCCAAGUUACAAGCUUGGAAAGGAAUGGGAACAACACCUAUACCGUCUCACAUAAAAACAAGGCAAACACAACUGAGGAAGAAGUGUUUGACCAAGUUGUGAUUGCUGCACCACUUCAGUUCUCUGAUAUCAAACUCGAAACUCUCAUGGACAAUCAGCCCGACAACAUUCCCUAUGUGAAGUUACAUGUCACUCUCUUCGCCUCGCCUCAUAAGCUAUCUCCUAAAUACUUCAACCUCCCGCUGAGCAACAUGGUACCGGAAACCAUUCUCACUACCUUACCGAAGGGUCUUAACCUGGGACAUCGCCGCGAUGGAGUCGGUCCUGCUGGAUUUUGGAGCAUAAGCACUCUCCAAAAGGUACGAGCGCCGGAGACAAAAGACGGCGAGGGUAAAUAUCAUUACGUAUACAAAGUCUUCUCCCCUGAGCGCCUAAACGCAAUGUUCUUGGCUGGCAUUCUGGGACUAGAAGGGCCAAUAAAUGGGACUAUUGCCGAUAUCCCACAGUCGGACAUCAGCUGGAGUUAUGAGAAGGUGUGGCAUCCAUAUCCUGUCUUAUAUCCCCGAGUUACGUUUGAGAAUGUCAAACUGUCUCCGGGCAUAUGGUAUACUAGUGGAAUCGAAAGCAUGAUUUCAACGAUGGAGACGAGCUCUCUUUCUGGAAUGAAUGUUGCUGCCCUGAUGGUCUCCGAGUGGACGGAGGACUUCAACCCCAAGAUGAGCAUCUUCGAAGGUGAAUCCGUCUAA